AUGUUCUCCUCCUCUUCGUCCUCCUCGGCGAGGAACCCUGCACAGGCAGCGGCAGCAGCUUCGGCUGCGGCCCCGGCCCCGCCGUCAUCUGCCUCUACCGCACCGAGCACAUCCCAGCACCUGAGUGUCUCCUCGGCGCGGCCGCAACACUCGCAGUCGUCCGCGACCUCCGUCUCCGGCGCCCCGGGACCGGCCCCGCCCCCGCAGCAGCAGCAGCAACCACAACAGCUCCACCAGACCCUCCCGUCCGAGGACCAGCAGCGGCACAUCGCGGAGGCGCGGUCGGCGGUGGUGGCCUCGAUCGGGAACAUGCUGGACGGGGAGCUGCAGAGCCGGGCGCGGAUGCUGCACGCGAACGCGUCGGCGCUGGACAAGCAGGAGCGGGACGUGGCGCGGGCGACGGAGGCGCUGCGGCGGGAGAACGACAAGCUGGGCAAGUUCACGGCGGACGCGGCGCGGCGGGUCAAGGAGCUGGGCAACGUGCAGAACUGGGCCGAGGUGCUGGAGCGGGACUUCCUGGUGCUGGAGGAGACGUUCCGGCUCGUGAGGGAGGGGAGCAGCGAUAGUUGUGGGAGUGGCAGCUGGAGCGGGAGCGGGAGUUGGAGCGGCGGAAGCGAGGCGGGGGAUGCGGACGGGGAUGUCAGUAUGGGGAAUGGGGGCCCGGGCGAGAAGGGGAAGGGGAAGGGGAGGGAGGGUGAGGUGGAGGGGGCGAUGGAGUUGGACGGGAGCCGGGAGGAUUGUUCGGAGGCGAGUCGUAGUGUGACGGAGGCUGGGUCGAGUAAUGGCACGGAAGGACGGGCUAAAGGGUCCGAGACGACUUCUAUUUCCACGUUGUGA
Colletotrichum karsti is the source of this 837-nucleotide messenger RNA. RefSeq lists its product as uncharacterized. Bases 1 to 837 code for a protein of 278 amino acids. The transcript has a single exon. NCBI's taxonomy places the organism in Eukaryota, Fungi, Ascomycota, Sordariomycetes, Glomerellales, Glomerellaceae. Gene Ontology annotation, cellular component: BLOC-1 complex. The record is from RefSeq and is a predicted model, not a curated record. Gene Ontology annotation, biological process: endosomal transport.